This is a messenger RNA of Aspergillus bombycis, 4395 nucleotides long. Its product is annotated as ABC drug exporter AtrF. Gene Ontology annotation, biological process: transmembrane transport. Gene Ontology annotation, molecular function: ATP hydrolysis activity; ABC-type transporter activity; ATP binding. Bases 1 to 4395 code for a protein of 1464 amino acids. The transcript has a single exon. Gene Ontology annotation, cellular component: membrane. Lineage: Eukaryota; Fungi; Ascomycota; Eurotiomycetes; Eurotiales; Aspergillaceae. The record is from RefSeq and is a predicted model, not a curated record.
AUGGAAUUCCAUCUUCACGAUGAGGCCCCUCCGGUCUCAACAGCGCCAACCGAGUACGGAGACCAAUCCGGCGAGGAAUUUGAAGCAUAUAGCGAAAAGCCAACCCUCGGCGUCCCAGAUAACAACGUCCGUGAAGCCACCAGUGCCGAAACCCUUGCUGUCCACGGUAGCCCACAUAUCACCCCACCUCCUGGCAGAGAUGCAGAAUGGAGUAUGACAGACCAAGUCAUUCGGAACAAAGAGCGUUCAGAAGCCGCAGGCUACAAGAAGCGUGAGCUGGGUGUAACAUGGCAGAACCUCACCGUCGAAGUUCUGGCCGCCGAGGCUGCAGUCAAGGAGAACCAGUUCACUCAGUAUAAUGUCAUUCAGCUCAUUCAGGACUGGCGCCGGAAGCCACCACUCAAGCCAAUCCUGCAGGACAGCCAUGGCUGUGUUAAACCAGGUGAAAUGUUGCUCGUUUUGGGUCGGCCGGGCUCGGGAUGCACUACGCUUCUUAAGAUGCUCGCCAACCGGCGCGAGGGAUACCACUCUGUGCAUGGGGAUGUGUCUUUUGGAAACAUGAAUUCGGAGGAAGCAUCCCACUACCGGGGUCAGAUUGUUAUGAAUACCGAGGAAGAGCUUUUUUAUCCCCGUCUAACUGUUGGGCAAACCAUGGAUUUUGCAACUAAACUCAAGGUCCCGGCACAUCUUCCCGCUGAAGCCAAAUCUGUCCACGAUUAUGUUGCCGAGACGAAACAGUUUCUGUUAGAGUCUAUGAAGAUUGCACACACUGCCGAUACCAAGGUUGGCAAUGAAUUUGUUCGCGGUGUAUCAGGUGGUGAGAGAAAAAGAGUUUCUAUUAUCGAAUGCAUGGCCACCAAUGGUUCCGUUUUCACCUGGGACAACAGCACUCGAGGCCUUGAUGCAAGCACAGCCUUGGAAUGGGCUAAGGCCCUCAGAGCAAUGACCAAUGUGAUGGGACUUUCGACUAUUGUGACCCUCUACCAGGCUGGAAACGGUAUUUACAACCUUUUUGAUAAAGUCUUAGUGCUGGACGAAGGAAAACAGAUUUACUAUGGCCCAGCUGCUGCUGCCAAGCCAUUCAUGCAAGAUCUUGCUUUGUUUACUCCGACGGCGCCAAUAUUGGUAUGCUGCUCACCUUCUAGAGACCCUAUUUGCGUUGGACAUCUACUGAUCGAUAUUCUAGGUGACUAUUUGACGGGUGUGACUGUUCCUACCGAGCGAAAAAUCCGACCCGGAUAUGAAAACCGAUUCCCAAAGAAUGCCGAGGCGAUUCUAGCAGAAUACCAGCGAUCCACGUUAUACCAGAAUAUGGUUAGGGAAUAUGAUUAUCCUCGGUCUGACGCUGCUCGUCAGCGGACGGAAGAGUUCAAGGAGUCUGUGGCCUGGGAAAAAGCAAAGCACCUUCCGAAUAGUAGCACGCUCACCGUUGGCUUUUGGGAUCAGCUAAUCGCUUGUACCAUUCGCCAAUACCAGAUUUUGUGGGGUGAGAAGUCUACGUUCCUGAUAAAACAGGUCCUGUCGGUUGUCAUGGCUCUCAUCGCUGGAUCUUGUUUCUACGGCUCCCCUGACACAACCGCUGGUUUAUUCACAAAGGGUGGUGCCGUCUUCUUUGCACUCUUGUACAACUGUAUUGUUGCCAUGUCUGAAGUCACCGAGUCCUUCAAAGGCCGUCCUGUGCUGGUUAAGCACAAGUCUUUUGCUAUGUAUCACCCGUCCGCCUUCUGUCUCGCACAGAUUACCGCCGAUCUUCCUGUUCUUCUGGUCCAAUGCACACUCUUUGCCAUUGUGAUUUACUGGAUGACGGGUCUGAAACAUACUGCAGCCGCAUUUUUCACCUUCUGGGCCAUUCUGUUCACCACCACCUUGUGUAUCACAGCUCUGUUCAGAUGUAUUGGCGCUGCCUUUAGUACAUUCGAAGCUGCGUCCAAGAUCUCGGGAACUGCCGUCAAGGGCAUUGUCAUGUAUGCCGGUUAUAUGAUCCCCAAAGGACACAUCAAGAACUGGUUCCUUGAGUUGUACUACACGAACCCAUUUGCCUAUGCGUUCCAAGCGGCUCUAUCGAACGAAUUCCACGGGCAAACUAUUCCGUGCGUCGGAAAUAACCUUGUGCCCAGUGGGCCGGGCUAUGAAAAUGUCAGCUCCGCCAACAAGGCCUGUACAGGUGUGGGAGGUGCUCUUCCCGGGGCAGACUACGUUACGGGCGACCAAUAUCUCCUUUCCCUUCAUUAUAAACACUCGCAACUGUGGAGAAACUAUGGUGUUCUCUGGGGCUGGUGGGGAUUCUUCGCCGUGGUCACGAUCAUUUGUACCUCUUUCUGGAAGGGUGGAGCCGGGGCCGGGGCUUCUCUCCUUAUCCCUCGGGAGAAGCUCAAAUCCCAUCGUGCCCAUCUGGAUGCAGAGGCGCAGAAGGAGAAAGACCCCGUACGCGAAAAAGGCUCUGGCGAUGCGCUGACCUCCGUUGAUGAGGGGAAUCUGACCCACAAUACAUCUAUAUUCACCUGGAAGAACCUUACAUACACGGUUAAUACCCCUACUGGCGACCGGGUUCUAUUGGACAAUAUCCAUGGAUGGGUUAAGCCUGGUAUGUUAGGCGCGUUGAUGGGGUCUUCCGGUGCAGGAAAAACAACGUUACUUGACGUGCUUGCCCAGCGCAAAACCGAAGGUACAAUCAAGGGUUCAAUUAUGGUUGAUGGCCGUGAGCUGCCUGUAUCAUUCCAAAGAAUGGCAGGCUACUGCGAGCAGUUGGAUGUCCAUGAGCCAUUCGCAACUGUCCGAGAGGCAUUGGAAUUUUCCGCACUGCUCAGGCAAUCUAGAGACAUUCCCAGAGAAGAAAAGCUCAAGUACGUUGAUACUAUUAUUGAUCUACUUGAGCUUCACGAUCUGGCAGAUACCCUCAUUGGAACAGUCGGCAAUGGGCUUAGUGUUGAACAGAGAAAGCGUGUCACUAUCGGAGUGGAGCUGGUAUCGAAGCCCAGUAUCCUAAUCUUCUUGGACGAACCCACGUCUGGUUUAGAUGGACAGUCAGCCUAUAACACAGUCAGAUUCCUUCGGAAGCUUGCCGACGUCGGUCAGGCCGUGCUUGUGACAAUUCACCAGCCCUCCGCCCAGCUCUUCGCGCAGUUCGAUACUCUACUCCUGCUUGCUAGGGGCGGAAAGACGGUGUAUUUCGGAGAUAUUGGUGAUAACGGUGCUGCCAUCAAGCAAUACUUUGGCAAGUAUGGUGCUUCGUGUCCGAUUGAGGCGAACCCUGCUGAGUUCAUGAUUGAUGUGGUGACCGGGGGUAUCGAAGAGGUAAAAGAUAAGGACUGGCAUCAGAUCUGGCUGGAGUCUCCUGAACAUGAACACAUGAUGGUUGAGCUCGAUCAUUUGAUUUCUGACGCCGCUGCGAAGCCCCCUGGAACUCACGAUGAUGGCUAUGAGUUCUCGAUGCCCAUGUGGGAUCAAGUCAAGAUUGUCACCCACCGCAUGAAUGUCGCACUAUUCCGGAAUACCAACUACGUCAAUAACAAGUUCUCAUUGCAUAUUAUUUCUGCGCUGCUCAACGGAUUCUCCUUCUGGCACACUGGCCCCAGUGUAUCAGCCCUGAACUUGAAGAUGUUCACGAUCUUCAACUUUGUAUUCGUUGCGCCUGGUGUCAUUAACCAACUUCAGCCGUUAUUUAUACAGCGCCGUGAUAUCUAUGACGCUCGUGAAAAGAAGUCCAAGAUGUAUUCAUGGGUUGCCUUCGUUACCGGAUUGAUUGUCUCCGAGUUUCCCUAUCUUUGCGUCUGUGCCGUUCUUUAUUUUGCCUGCUGGUAUUACUGUGUGAGACUGCCUUGGGCCUCUAACCGGUCCGGCGCCACGUUCUUUAUCAUGCUCAUCUAUGAGUUUAUCUAUACUGGUAUCGGCCAGUUCGUUGCAGCCUACGCCCCAAACCCGACCUUCGCCGCUCUUGUCAACCCCCUGAUCAUCAGCACACUCACCUUGAUGUGCGGCAUUUUCGUGCCCUACGGCCAGUUAACCGUGUUCUGGAGGUACUGGAUGUACUAUCUGAACCCGUUCAACUACGUUACCUCGGGAAUGCUAGUGUUUGGCAUAUGGGGCUCAAAGGUGACCUGCAACGAAGAUGAAUUUGCGAUUUUUGACCCGGUCAACGGCACCUGCGGCGAUUAUCUCGCCGACUACAUGGCUGGCAGCGGCUGGAAGAUCAACCUGACCAACCCCGACGCUACAUCUGGCUGCAGGGUCUGCGAGUACCGCAGUGGCAGUGACUUUCUGACUACCCUCAACAUCAACCACUACUACUACGGCUGGAGAGACGCCGGUAUUUCCGUCAUCUUCGCGAUCAGUGGAUAUGCUUUGGUCUUUGCCUUGAUGAAGCUGAGGACCAAGGCCUCGAAGAAGGCUGAAUAG